Aureobasidium vineae is the source of this 729-nucleotide messenger RNA. NCBI's taxonomy places the organism in Eukaryota, Fungi, Ascomycota, Dothideomycetes, Dothideales, Saccotheciaceae. The record is from the annotation of a GenBank genome assembly.
AUGCGCCUGACCAACUCCCGGCCCUUGUUGAAUCCACCCUUGCCUGAGCGCGAGGCAGAUCCAAGCACCUUGGAAGAGAAGGAGGGAAGCGGGAUAGAGUCACCACCAUCCGAGAAGUCGGAAGAAACCCAAUGGACAAUGCCCAGGACUGGACUUUCGCUUCCGACACUGCCGUCCUCGUCCGACAUAUCAGGUUAUCUAUUGUCCAAAGCUCUGACAGCGGACGACAUCAAGCCACCAAAGGCCUUGUUACAUCGGGUCAACGGUAUGGGUGAAUUGGCAGAGGUUCUCUACAUUCUCCGACCAGUCAUCUAUGCUGCAGCAAUGCAUUACUGGGCAGCGAAGAACAAGAAGAGCUGGCAACCUUGGGUCUUGGGUGUCACGAUAGAGUAUGGCGCGCGCCAACUAGCCAAGAAGGACCUCCAAGAACGAAGGGCUGGUGGCCUCCGAGCAUUGACCGCACUCGAGAAAGAAGAGCUCAAGCGGAGAGGCUGGAGCCUUGGAUGGUGGCUCAUGAGAGGUGCAUUUUACGAGACCUUCACCAAGUAUGUUCACACCGCCUUGCCAUAUGGGACUCUGACUCUACUGACACGAAUGAAACAGANNGCGUGGAUUCACUCAGUGACCAACAAGCUUCGAAACAAACCACUGCUUGACAUGGCUGGUGGUAUCAUCGAAGAUUAUGAAUUCCUCUGGGACCAGUACUAUUUCCCUACCGCGACAUUGUAG